Molecule: messenger RNA, 801 nt
Organism: Scleropages formosus (Asian bonytongue)
Lineage: Eukaryota; Metazoa; Chordata; Actinopteri; Osteoglossiformes; Osteoglossidae
Product: trypsin-like
Exons: 5
Coding region: 1-801 (266 amino acids)
Biological process (GO): proteolysis
Molecular function (GO): serine-type endopeptidase activity
Source: RefSeq, a predicted model, not a curated record
AUGAAGCCGUCUGUGAUUUUGCAGUAUUUACUUUUAGAGCUUCUUGCCGUCAACUGCCAAAGACUCAUCCAGGGGCGUAUAGUGGGAGGCUACGUUCCAGCGCCCCACUCCAUCAGGUAUAUUGUAUCGAUACAAAGCCCCAGCGGUCGGCACUUCUGCGGGGGGUCCUUAGUACACAGGUACUGGGUGCUGACAGCAGCACACUGUAAUAUUGGGUCGGAACAGAUGACGAUAGUAGCAGGAGAUCACUCCUUGAACAUUUACGAAGGCACCGAGCAGUACUCAAAACCUCAAAGGCUGAUUCCACACCCACAGUAUGACAAAAGCACCAACGAUGCUGACAUCAUGCUAAUUAAGCUCAAGGUUCCUGUGAUCCUAAACAGAUACGUGAGCGUCGUGGCCCUCCCCCGCCAGGGAGCGAGUCUGCCGGAAGGGAGGGCCUGCUGGGUGUCUGGGUGGGGCCACACCAGCACCGGCGGGGGGCAGCUUCCUUCGACUCUGCACACGGCGAAACUGCCCGUCAUUUCCUCCCUGAGAUGCAACGGCAGCGAGUCAUUCAACGGCAACAUUACGAAAAACAUGAUGUGCGCAGGAUACAGUUCGGGAGGCAAGGAUGCUUGCAAGGGUGAUUCUGGAGGCCCCUUGGUGUGUCAGGGCUUCGUCCACGGAGUGGUGUCAUGGGGAAACUUGUGUGCAAAAGCCAACUUUCCAGGAGUGUACACCGCUGUGUCCAGGUUCCGCAGAUGGAUUGACCGAACCAUCUUCGGCUCUUAUAGGUGUCUAAAGCGCGGGACACACUAG